ACACCUCACCCCACCCUCUACCCCAGAGGCCCACACCCCAUCCCGUUUCUCUCCUUUUGACUGUGUCUCUUCCUACCUCAAAAAACUCUUCUGAAUCCGUCAAUGGAAGAUUCUCAGUCUCAGUCCUACCCUCACCAAUACAGUCACUCAUCUCCACUCUCUUCCAUCAAUGAAUCUUCUGAGCAAGUCAAAUUCGCAAGCUCCGAUGCUGCCUUCGCACACAACUCCUCCGUGGUUGGAUCCAACAUCAGUGCUAAGUACAAGCUCAUGUCACCUGCUAAGCUCCCGAUUUCUCGCUCCUCCGCAUGUAUCACCAUCCCUCCUGGUCUCAGUCCUUCAUCCUUUCUCGAAUCUCCCGUUCUUCUUUCUAACAUCAAAGCUGAGCCGUCUCCGACCACAGGUUCCUUCUCCAAGUUUCAAUUAAUGCAAGGCUCUAGUGGAAGUGCUGCUUUUUCAUUUAUGAGAAGCUGCUCCAGUGGAAAUGCAUACGGUGAAACAACCGGCGAAUUUGAGUUUAAGUUUGCUAGUGGAUCUAGUUCUACAUCAGGAUCACUGGCGAAGGAAGCUGCGGUGAUUUCUGCAGGUUUCAACCAACAGCAAAAUGAACCUCUGAUUCAAGUUCAAGAUCGAUAUCUUUCUCCAUCAUUAGCAUCUUCAGCACUUGUUGAAAGCGAGAUGCCUAAUUCAAAAGAGCUGAGUCUACCUGCACCUGUUAGUUUAGAUGCCUCGUCAAUUAGUACUUCUGCUGCUGCAACUGAUAAUGAGGAAAUAAAACAGAGAGGUCAAUCAAAUCCAAGCUCGCAAGGGUCACAUGCUGAUAAUAAAGAUGUAUCAUCAGUAACAGCUGAGAGAUCAUCAGAAGAUGGGUAUAACUGGAGAAAGUAUGGCCAGAAACUUGUUAAAGGAAGUGAAUUCCCAAGGAGCUACUACAAAUGUACAUACCCUAACUGUGACGUUAAAAAGAUAUUUGAGCGCUCUCCUGAUGGACAAAUAACAGAGAUUGUGUAUAAAGGUUCCCAUGAUCAUCCUAAACCCCAACCCAGCCGUAGGUUUACUCCUGGUGCGCUUACGUCCAUCCAAGAAGACAGAGGUGAGAGAGAUGCAUGCCUCACUGGUCAAGAAGACAAAUUCAACACUAAUGCCCCGACUACUAACACUGAGCCCAGUGGUACUCCACUAUCGCCUCGACAAGCAGAUGAUGAUGGUCUUGAAGGUACAGUGUCUCAGUUGCACAACACUAAUGAUCAGAUGGACGAGGAUGAUCCAUUUGCAAAAAGAAGGAAAAUGGAUGGUGGCGUGGAUAUUACACCAGUUGUUAAGCCUAUCCGCGAACCACGUGUUGUUGUUCAAACUGUGAGUGAAGUUGAUAUAUUGGAUGAUGGAUACAGGUGGCGGAAAUAUGGUCAAAAGGUGGUCCGUGGUAAUCCUAAUCCCAGGAGUUAUUACAAGUGCACCAAUGCUGGAUGCCCUGUCAGGAAACAUGUGGAGAGGGCAUCCCAUGAUCCCAAAGCUGUAAUAACUACAUAUGAGGGGAAACACAAUCACGAUGUACCAGCAGCUAGGACUAAUAACCAUGAAAUGGCUGGAUCGGCGCCUGUAACUGGGGGUUCAAGGGUCAGGAGGGAAGAUAAUGGCUCAGUUAGCUUGGAUCUAGGUGUUGGUAUAGGAUAUGGUAUGGAGAAUAGACGCAAUGGACAACUUCGCACACUGCCUGCAGAAACUGUACAUAGCCAAGUUCAGGUUUCAGGUUCUAGUAUGAUGGUAGUACAGCCAGCUACAGUUGCGUCAUGCUACAAUAUUUUAAAUGGUGGAAUAAGCCGGUUUGGAACUAUAGAAAAUCGCGUUCAGGGCACUGGGUUUGAGACUAUGCCCUUGCAAUCAUCUGCUCAAUGUCCUCAAAACUAUGGAAGGAUACUUUUGGGCCCGUGAAUCCUGUGAAUGUUUCUUCCUUCAGGCAAAAGUUAAAAAUAAGAAACCUCCAUCUGUUUUCUUUUUCAGCUUCUUGGGGGAUUACAGAAGGCUACAUCUCUUGUUGGUAUAUACACUUCGCUUCAGAAUUGAGAACCCAACAUGUUGUAUGAUACAGGUUCACCAAGUAUUCAUUAUGUAAUUAGCUUUAUUAUCCCAGUUGCUUUAUAACAACAGUAUGCUACAAAAUGUAACAACUAUGCAUGUCUGAGUAGAUGUGAGCGUCAUUAUUUUCGCCCAACAGUAGGCAAAAUUUGCUCGGCUUAGUUGUGAAGAACUUGAAAGUAUGGGCUCCAUUUAGGAAAUUAUAAGAUACUUUAAUAUGCUGUAUUUUCUGUAAUAUGGUAGUAGACACGUGUGAAAUGUAUCCUCCCAAUAUAGGCUUUGUACAAUAGACAUUUGUGGUUCGAUUCCUUUCUGGAUUCCGCACAUAGCGGAAGGUUUAGUGCAUU
Molecule: messenger RNA, 2420 nt
Organism: Solanum dulcamara
Lineage: Eukaryota; Viridiplantae; Streptophyta; Magnoliopsida; Solanales; Solanaceae
Product: probable WRKY transcription factor 20
Exons: 6
Coding region: 103-1929 (608 amino acids)
Biological process (GO): regulation of DNA-templated transcription
Molecular function (GO): sequence-specific DNA binding; DNA-binding transcription factor activity
Source: RefSeq, a predicted model, not a curated record